AGUGAUCUAAGUCGUUUUGACAAGUUAUUUGGCAACGAAGCUGAUCUUCAAACCCUCGUUGAUGUUACCCAGGAACUUUUUCCUCUAGAGUUGUUGGGCAAGCUUAUGUGCAGUUUUCUCGAGGCGUUGUGCUUAUCCCAAUCUGUAUUUGCUCGCUUCUCUGGACAGACACCUGGCAAAUAUGUGAUGGGAGUCCGUGUGAUCGACUGUGUGAAUGUGGCACACGUUCCUGGAGCUCCUCCAAAUGUUGUUCGAAUUACUGGAUCUGUAUCGAUUCCUUUCAGAGCAAACUUGUCUCGAAAAAUCAGUCAUUCAAAUGAUUUAUCUUACAGGGCAGUUAUGCGCUCGCUUCUGAAGAACAUACUCAUCAACUCGUUGGUUCCAUUCAGCACAGUUGCAUUUGCGUUCAACUUCAAUCGGGCUAUUUACGACAUAGUGGCGAAGACUAUUGUUAUCUUGGAUUAG
Molecule: messenger RNA, 465 nt
Organism: Strongylus vulgaris
Lineage: Eukaryota; Metazoa; Nematoda; Chromadorea; Rhabditida; Strongylidae
Source: the annotation of a GenBank genome assembly